Microtus oregoni (creeping vole) is the source of this 1069-nucleotide messenger RNA. Its product is annotated as FH1/FH2 domain-containing protein 3-like. Gene Ontology annotation, cellular component: cytoplasm; cytoskeleton. The annotation marks the transcript as partial. Gene Ontology annotation, molecular function: actin filament binding. The record is from RefSeq and is a predicted model, not a curated record. Gene Ontology annotation, biological process: actin filament network formation; cardiac myofibril assembly; cortical actin cytoskeleton organization. The transcript is spliced from 3 exons. Lineage: Eukaryota; Metazoa; Chordata; Mammalia; Rodentia; Cricetidae.
GGCCCGGCUUUGGGGUCGUGGAGCCUCGCCUUGCAGCCUAUCGGCUCUCAUUCCGGGCGCCCUUGGGCUCAAGAAAAGCUGCUGGGAUUUCUAGGCUCCUACUCCUCAGCUCCUUUUCUCUUCUGACGCAAACCUCCCUGGAGUCCUCCACACCCGGGCUCAGGAUUGCGGUCUCCUAACCACAGGGUUGCAGAGAGCUGGUUCCUCGCCUCUGUGUGCCUAGCAGAAAGGCCGGUCCUAUCGUCUUCAUCUGCAAAGGGUUGUGCUGUGUUCUGUCCCAGGGGUAACGUAGUCAGAGAACAGUCUUGUCCCCAAUCCAGUGCCCGCGCUCCGAGGCUGGUGCUGCAGGGACCUGGGCUGCUGGUGCACGUGCAGCCGGCUCUGCGUAGGGGCGUUCCUGCAAGCUGAUCCCUGCUAGGCGCAGGGCUGCGGACGCUGCGCAAGUGGCUCUCGCAUUCCCUGUCUCUGCAGCGGUCGCGUAGGUCGGGGAAACCCGUCCUGGUGCCGGGGAAACCGAGUGGGGGGGGAGGAGCCCGAGCGGGAGGGGUGGGAGGGGGCGCAGCCCCGCCCCCGCCCCGCCCCCCGUGGCCGGAGUCCGGGCUUCAGCCGGCGCGCCGUAGCCUGCCAGCCCGCGAGCCUGCUAGCGGCGGCUUCCCUUCGCGCAGACCAGGCGUCCCAGCCCUCGCGGCCCGCUGACCCUGGGGCUCGCGCCCCACGGGGCAGGGAUGCAUCAUGGCCACGCUGGCUUGUCGCGUGCAAUUCUUGGACGACACCGAUCCUUUUAACAGUACCAACUUCCCAGAGCCCAGCCGGCCACCGCUGUUCACAUUCCGCGAGGACCUGGCUCUGGGCACCCAGCUGGCCGGGGUCCAUCGGCUGCUGCGGGCGCCGCACAAGCUCGACGACUGCACCUUGCAGCUGUCCCACAAUGGUGCCUACCUGGAUCUGGAGGCCACGCUGGCGGAACAGCGCGAUGAGUUGGAAGGCUUCCAGGAUGACACAGGGCGGGGCAAGAAGAACAGCAUUAUUCUGAGGACACAGCUAUCUGUGAGGGUCCACGCCUGCAUUG